Dermacentor albipictus is the source of this 585-nucleotide messenger RNA. The record is from RefSeq and is a predicted model, not a curated record. NCBI's taxonomy places the organism in Eukaryota, Metazoa, Arthropoda, Arachnida, Ixodida, Ixodidae.
AUGAAAACAUCCAACCUCACUCACGCAGAGGAAGCAGCUAUUGCAUUAGCUAUAGCAUCUAACCCCAACGCCGAUGUGCUCACUGACUCCCAGAACGCCUGUCGCAAUUUCAAUAAUGGAUUAAUACACAGGUCAGGGUUGUCAUUGCUGACUAAGCAUCCACCCAGCCAAGCCUCAGUCAUCUGGUUUCCCGGUCACCUGGAACUACCAGGAGGAAACGAAGCCGCUCACAGGCAUUGCUGGGACCUAACUACUUUAGCAGUGUACGCUGACAAUUUCGCAGCAUACAGAACAGCCAGAAAGGAGUACCCAAAACCACAUAAAUCCCUCAAUAAGUUGGAAGAGAGCACUCUUAGGAGACUACAAACUAAUACAUACCCAACGCCAGCUAAGUUACACCAGUGGUACCCUACACUAUACUCCCCGCAAUGCCCACACUGUGGAGAGGUAGCUAACCUCUACCACAUGGUGUGGGCUUGCCAAUUUAAUCGCACACUUGAACCCAUUCCAAAUCUCUCAAAAGAGCAGUGGGAGGCUAUUCUGCUCAGCGAUGAUCCUGAUCGUCGGCACUGGCUGGGCCCUUAA